Messenger RNA from Prunus armeniaca (apricot), 513 nucleotides. The record is from the annotation of a GenBank genome assembly. NCBI's taxonomy places the organism in Eukaryota, Viridiplantae, Streptophyta, Magnoliopsida, Rosales, Rosaceae.
AUGGGAUCUGGUGCCGGCAGCUUCCUCAAAGUGCUUCUUAAGAACUUCGACGUUCUUGCUGGGCCUGUGGUUAGCCUUGUUUAUCCACUAUAUGCCUCGAUUAGGGCGAUUGAGACACAGUCUCCUGCUGACGAUCGCCAAUGGCUCACGUAUUGGAUUCUGUAUUCUAUGAUUACUUUGUUUGAGCUCACCUUUGCCAAAGCCAUUGAGUGGAUUCCGAUCUGGUCAUACGCAAAGCUAAUUCUUACUUGUUGGUUGGUCAUCCCAUACUUCUGUGGUGCUGCAUAUGUUUAUGAACAGUAUAUCAGACCUUUCUUUCUCAACCCACAGAGAGUUAACAUUUGGUAUGUUCCAAGGAAGAAGGAUGUGAGUAAGCCAGAUGACAUUCUAAUUGCUGCAGAGAAGUACAUUGCAGAGAACGGGACUGAAGCCUUUGAGAAGAUCAUUCACAGGGCUGAUAAGUACCAGAGCAGCGGGGGAUCCGUCUAUGAUGAGGCAUCUAGAUAUUAUUGA